Molecule: messenger RNA, 711 nt
Organism: Cornus florida
Lineage: Eukaryota; Viridiplantae; Streptophyta; Magnoliopsida; Cornales; Cornaceae
Product: peroxidase 10-like
Exons: 4
Coding region: 1-711 (236 amino acids)
Biological process (GO): hydrogen peroxide catabolic process; response to oxidative stress
Molecular function (GO): peroxidase activity; heme binding
Source: RefSeq, a predicted model, not a curated record
AUGGCUGCCUCUCUACUGCGCUUGCAUUUCCAUGACUGUUUUGUUAACGGGUGCGAUGGGUCUGUGCUACUAGAUGGUGGGGAGAAGAAUGCAUUGCCUAAUAAUAAUUCAGCCAGAGGUUUUGAAGUCAUUGACACCAUAAAGGCUAAAUUGGAGAAAGUUUGCCCAUCAAUUGUUUCUUGUGCUGAUAUACUAAAUCUUGCAGCGAGAGAGGCUGUCUAUCUUGCAGGAGGGCCCUACGCGUAUUGGUCAGUACCCUUGGGACGUCGAGAUGGCUUAAAUGCGAGUGAGAGUGCAGCUAACCAAGAGCUCCCAUCACCUUUUGAGCCCUUAGCAAACAUUACUGCAAAGUUUACUUCAAAGGGUCUGGACACGAAAGAUGUGGUUGUGCUCUCAGGUGCACACACUAUAGGCUAUGCUCAAUGCUUCACAUUCAAGCCAAGGCUCUAUGAUUUCGAUGGGUCUGGUAAUCCUGAUCCGACACUUGAUGCAUCACUUCUCAACAAUUUGCGGAGUGUGUGCCCUAAUCAAGAUUCUUCAAAUUCCAACUUGGCUCCAUUGGAUAAUGUCACUACUGCUAAGUUUGACAACAUCUAUUUUAAGAACCUUGUGAACAAUUCCGGGCUACUCCAGUCAGACCAAGCUCUUAUGGGGGAUAAUAGAACUGCUGCAAUGGUUCUCAAUUACACGAAGAACGCUACCUUGUCUUGA